Molecule: messenger RNA, 2705 nt
Organism: Haliaeetus leucocephalus (bald eagle)
Lineage: Eukaryota; Metazoa; Chordata; Aves; Accipitriformes; Accipitridae
Gene: HAGH
Product: hydroxyacylglutathione hydrolase
Exons: 9
Coding region: 992-1774 (260 amino acids)
Biological process (GO): glutathione metabolic process
Cellular component (GO): mitochondrion
Molecular function (GO): hydroxyacylglutathione hydrolase activity
Source: RefSeq, a predicted model, not a curated record
CUUCACCGUCAAAUACCUAGUGCAUGCCUACACUGUCAUGCCUUGGGGUUUUCUUUGCAGCACUGUGUUUAAUUUUACUACCAUCUCGCCUCCUUACCUCGCUUCCCUCAUAAGCAAGUGAGAUGGUGGAGGUAGAAGGGGGAAAAAAGUUCUGGGCAGGACAGUUGUACCAGAGGGGCCUUACAGGUCCCACUGCCCUGGCGCUGGGUGUGCAGCAGCAGCUGCAUGCCCCAGUCAGAACUUGGAAUGGGAUUUUGCAGCCUUGUUGGCCCCUUCGGUCUGUGGAGCUGCAGGGUGGGGGCUGUCCAUGUUGGCUGGAGCCAGGCUGUGGGGCCUCUUCUCUCUAAAGCGGGCUCUUAUCAGGCGUGGGCAGGACUGACCUGUUUUGGGAGACUGGGGCAGGUUGAUUAGGAGCAUGGUGACCCCUCCCUUUGGCACUGGUGGAGGUGACCAAGCACUGAGCGUCGGGAGCCUUAGGGAGAGAGUCAGUGGUGCAAAAUGAAACAGCGGCUGAGCCAGCAUAGUUCAGACCAACGCAGUCACGUUCAGUGGCAUGCGAUGGCCUUGGGCGUUAAGACAACCGAUUUCUGACUUGCAGAGACUGAUGCUUCUUUCCCUGCACGUGUAUGGACCCAGGCCUGAAUUGCAGUGCCCCAGCAAUGGAAGACCUUGUCCUCUUUGUUUCCUUUCCUUUUUUUUCUGGCAGAGCCUCUUAGGGCUUGGUUGUUUCUUUAAGAACUGCGUAUCUGUGAGUUGAACAGUGGAGCCCGGGUUAUUUACAUCUGGAAUGAGAUUUUCUUCUUGGAUCUGAUUAAACAUUUAACCAAAAGCAAACAGGGGGAAGCACUGCUGUUGCAUCAAGGUAGCCUGCGAGUAAGAAACCUGCCCACAGUGCGUGCCUGGUACCUGGCCAGGUCCAGCACAGCUGCGAGCUGUCUUCCUGCACACGGAGCACGAGCGGAGGCAGUCGAAGACGGUCACACAAGCCGACAUGAAGGUGGAAUUACUCCCAGCCCUCACAGACAACUACAUGUACCUCCUCAUUGAUGAGGAAACGAAGGAGGCUGCCAUAGUUGAUCCUGUGCAGCCCCAGAAGGUUUUGGAUGCAGUCAAAAAGCAUGGCGUGAAACUGACCACCGUCCUGACCACACAUCAUCACUGGGACCAUGCUGGAGGAAAUGAGAAGCUUGUAAAGAUGGAGACGGGGUUGCGUGUGUAUGGGGGAGACAGCAGAGUUGGAGCACUGACACAGAAAGUGUCUCACCUUACAUCACUCAAGGUGGGAUCUCUUAAUGUGAAAUGCCUCUGUACGCCGUGUCACACUUCUGGACACAUCUGUUAUUAUGUGACUAAGCCAAAUAGCUCCGAGCCACCUGCUGUUUUUACAGGUGACACACUCUUUGUGGCUGGUUGUGGGAAAUUCUUCGAGGGAACCCCGGAGGAAAUGUACAGAGCACUGAUUGAGAUUUUGGGCAGCUUGGACCCCAAAACGAAAGUUUACUGCGGUCACGAAUACACAAUCAACAAUCUCAAGUUUGCUCGACAUGUUGAACCCAAUAAUGUCGCUAUCCAGGAAAAGCUUGCUUGGGCCAAGGCAAAGUAUGACGGUGGUGAGCCAACCAUACCUUCCACCAUUGCAGAAGAGUUUACGUACAACCCCUUCAUGCGAGUGAGGGAGAAGACGGUUCAGCAGCACGCAGGGGAGACUGACCCCAUCCGAACAAUGGGGGCCAUCAGAAAAGAGAAGGAUAACUUCCGAGUCCCGAAGGAUUGAGCACUCUACCUGGAUCACUUUAAUGUCAGUUUAAGUGUAAUUUAGACUAUUCAGAUGUUUUAGGAGUUGAACCUUCUGUUGUGGUUGAGACAGUCAUAUUUAGGUUUUUAUUUUGUUUUAAUUAAGGAAAAAAAAGCACUUUGUCCUUGUUGAGAUGUUCUACAGCAUAUUUAUAUUAUGAUGAAGAAUAUUUAUCCUUCUAUUGCUGGCUCUCAAACUGUCACAUGUCACAUGCAGAUCAUUUUACAAGUGUCGGUACGUGGCUCAGAGUCUGGGGUGGGGAAGGGUCAAACCUUGAGGUCUAGGAAAAGGCUCUUGUCACUUUUGUAGGAGCCUGACAUGAAUGCAGACAGUGGGACUGAGGCCUGAGAUAUCUUCAUUUAAAAAAGAGACAAAAUGCAGUAACUACAUUGCCAGCUGAAGAUUUGAACUUUUUGUCCAUGCUGCUACUUAAACAAGCACUUCUGAGUCUGUUGCUUCUGGCUCCACUAAAACCAGUUCUCAGGGACAGACCUGCUCUGCCACUGCCAGUUCAGGGCUUAGUUUGUGAAAUACGCAGGGUGGUCUGGCCCUGGGAAUGGCACAUGGGGACUGUCCAGCUUUUCUCUUCUCUCUGACCUUCCCUGUCGUGGACUGCAGUAACUUUUCCAGGCAGCAUGCUGGCUUAGAGAUUGCACUGUUGCUUAUACCCUUUCUCUCUUAACUUAAGGCUGUUUGCAUGUACCUGCUUACUGCUCUUAAGUGUGAGCUGUAUGUUAACUUGUAUUAGUACCACACAAACGAAGAAGGGAUUUGUCUGCUGGUUCAAAAUCCUGAGAAGAACUUACCUAGUGACUAACUGCGUGUCUAACAGAUCCUCCCAACAGAUGCCUUGCUGCCGAUAGCCAGAACAGCGGCUUUGUACCUUGCUGUGAGUAAUGUGGCAAAGGAG